Polyodon spathula (Mississippi paddlefish) is the source of this 3659-nucleotide messenger RNA. RefSeq names its product Bardet-Biedl syndrome 2 (gene bbs2). Gene Ontology annotation, molecular function: protein binding. The record is from RefSeq and is a predicted model, not a curated record. Lineage: Eukaryota; Metazoa; Chordata; Actinopteri; Acipenseriformes; Polyodontidae. Gene Ontology annotation, biological process: non-motile cilium assembly. The coding region runs from base 685 to 2838 and encodes 717 amino acids. Gene Ontology annotation, cellular component: BBSome; motile cilium; ciliary basal body. The transcript is spliced from 18 exons.
AUGACAAACAAUUAAAGAGAGUGACUAAAGUCGCUUUAAACGCGCCACACUUUGUAUUUGGCAUUUGUAUAUGUGUUCAUUACUUAUUUCUUUUAUGAUAUAACGCUAGUUUAGUAGAAAUGCAUCCAGCAAGCCUCUAUGAUUAAACUAUAACAAUUUCUCAAUUACUUUUGGAAGUGGAUUGUGUUUAGCAGACUGCUGCCUAGAACCGCUUGGUGAAACUAAGUUAUCAAUGAUAUAAAAAAAAUAAAAUAAAAUACAACGUGAGUAUAUUUAAUAUUAUUCGACCUUUUUCAGUUCUUAUUUGUCACAUUGCAGUUACGGUACACGCUCGUUAAAGGAGAGGCGCUAUUUUAGUUUGGUCUACCCUAUGUCGUGUUGCUCCCUGCCUAGCUACGCGGCCCCUGAUUCUACGGUAAUCGCAGCGCAGCGUUGGGAGCGCUGUUUGGAGCCGAGGUCCGGCGGAGAUGCGGCGGUGCGCAGCGUAGCGUUUAACCGGAGCUUGCCGUGUCGCAUCAGCUGCAGCACCAGCCCACACACACGCACGCCUGUGGGGGGACAUUUCCACAGGCUGCCCACGUCACGGCAUUACAUUAUUAGUCUUCUUGCAGGCUCGGGUUUAUUUAUUUCGUUCAAAAACUGCGGAAGCCGCUUUUCUGUUUGGAAAUCGAGUCUGGCGAAACCAUGCUGGUCCCAGUCUUCACACUGAAGUUAAACCACAAAAUCAACCCUCACAUGGUGACUGUGGGGAAGUAUGAUGGAGUGCACCCCUGCCUCACAGCAGCCACUCAGGCAGGGAAAGUCUUCAUUCACAAUCCACACACGCGUGGCCAGCGGCUUUCAUCCAGUCGCAUUACUCAAAGCACCCAGGACUCGGACAUAUCCCUCCUCAAUAUAAACCAGGCUGUGAGCUGCCUGACCUCGGGAGUGUUCAACCCGUCACACGAGCAUCACUCUCUCCUGGUGGGAACACAGACCGACCUGCUAGCCUACGAUGUGCACAAUAACUCUGACGUCUUUUACAGAGAGGUUGCCGAUGGAGCCAACGCAAUAGUGCUUGGGCAGCUAGGUGGAAUUUCCCCUCCUCUUGCAAUAAUUGGUGGGAACUGUGCCCUCCAGGGCUUCGAUCAUGAGGGAAAUGACCUUUUCUGGACGGUUACUGGAGAUAAUGUCCGCUCAUUAUGUCUUUGUGACUUUACCGGCGAUGGAAACAAUGAGCUUCUAGUUGGUUCAGAAGAUUAUGAUAUUCGAGUUUUUAAGGAAGAUGAAAUGAUGGCAGAAAUGGCAGAAACUGAGACUGUAACCUCUCUUUGCCAUAUGCAUGGCAGCCGGUUUGGGUAUGCUUUAGCCAAUGGCACAGUUGGCGUGUAUGAUAGGACUGCACGUUAUUGGAGGAUAAAGUCCAAAAAUCAAGCGAUGAGUAUCCAUGCAUUCGAUUUGAACUCUGAUGGUGUGUGUGAGCUGAUCACAGGCUGGUCUAAUGGAAAGAUCGAUGCACGCAGUGACCGCACUGGAGAGGUUAUCUUUAAAGAUAACUUCACUUCCUCAGUUGCUGGGGUUGUUCAGGGAGAUUACAGGAUGGAUGGACAAAUCCAGCUUAUCUGCACCUCUGUUGAAGGGGAAGUGCGGGGAUAUUUACCAGCCAGCAAAGAGAUGAAGGGAAAUCUUAUGGAUGCGAGUGUUGAACAAGAUCUGAUUCGAGAGCUCAGUAACCGAAAACAAAACUUACUGCUGGAACUGAGAAACUAUCAGGAAAACUCAAAGGCUGGAACAGGGUCAAAGAAAAAGGAGAAGGAAGGACAAGUGGGAGUUAUUCCUGCGAACACCCAGCUACAGACAGCUCUAUCUGUCAACGCCAGCUCUGAAAAUCAAAAACCUUGCGUAGACCUAACCAUUUCCACAUCAAAUGACACAAUUAUCCGUGCUGUUCUCAUAUUUGCCGAGGGGAUAUUUGAAGGGGAAAGUCACGUCGUACACCCCAGUGCGCAGAACCUUUCAGGCUGCAUUCGAGUCCCCAUCAUUCCUCCGAAAGACGUUCCUGUCGAUUUACACAUCAAAGCCUUCGUGGGCGGAAAAAGCAGUACUCAGUUUCAUGUGUUUGAGCUAACCAGGCAGCUGCCCCGCUUCUCCAUGUAUGCCUUAUGUACCCAAGGGUCUGCUCCCAAACCCAGGGGCAAAGCCACCUUCUCCAUUAACGACCGCCUGCAGAGGGUUGUAAUGUGGUUAAACCAAAAUUUCUUGCUUCCAGAGGAUAUUGAGGUGCCUGACGUCUGUUUCACUUCUCUCCGGGGAGCAGGACAGCUGUGCAUUAAAAUAGAACAAAGUGGGGAGAUUACAGUGAACACAGAUGACAUGGAUCUUGCCGGAGAUGUUAUUCAGUCUCUGUCGUCGUUUCUGGCUAUUGAAGACCUCAAUGUAGAUGCAGAUUUCCCAGACUAUUUUGAAGAGGUGCGGAACACUCUAGUUCAGGUGGAUGAGUACCAUUUGGUGCAUCAGAGACUGACCGCAGAGAUGGCAGACCACUCCAGCCUCAUACGAAACAUGUUGGUUCAAGCAGAAGAUGCACGUCUGAUGGGUGACAUGAAAACAAUGAAGAAGCGAUAUAUUGAGUUGUUCGACCUGAACAGAGACUUGCUAAACGGUUAUAAAAUUCGAUCCAACAACCACACUGCGCUCCUGAACUGCUUGAGAGCUGUGAAUCAGGCGAUACAGAGGGCAGGACGACUACGGGUUGGAAAACCAAAGAAUCAAGUGAUUACUGCAUGUAGGGACGCCAUCAAGAACAACAAUGUGAAUGCACUCUUCAAGAUAAUGCGCGCUGGCAUUCAGACCUCCUAGCUGCAAUCAUUUCGAUGACUGAGUGUGGAGAAGAAACCCAGGUUAAUGGCUGAGAGGAAUCCCAUUGCAAAGACGUGAUUCUGCAUCAAAUAAGAAUCUCUAAAAAAUAAUAAUAAUAAAACCAAUAGGGACUUGUUAGAUCAACAUUUCUAAAAUAGCUACAAGUAAUAUAGUUUUAAAAUAAAAUACAUUGUAUCCUCCAGUGUUUUUAGUAAGUACAUUUAAUUAAGAACAAAUCUCUUUUUCAGGUGGACAGAAGAGCUGUAUUGGUAAAGCCUUAGUGUACCAAUAAAUGUCGGGCUGCAUUGCAGUUACUGGCGAACUAAGACUUUAUGAAUACUACAAAUCUGUUCCAAAAUGUAUGUGAAUGUUUGCUGUAGCCAAAGAGAGCAUAUGUUUUCUAUUAAGCGAGAAUGGGUGGAAUUUAAAGAUUAUAGAGUGUGUUACACUCAUUUUAGCUUGGAAAAGAGCAAUUUGGUUUUGGAUCUGGUUUUCUACAUAAACAUUAUCCAUGAAAAGGUAAACCUGUUUUUUGUUCUUUUGUAAAUACUUUGUCAUACCUUUUUUUGUUAUGUGUAUCAAAAGCUAGCCUGCUUAUUAAUGGCGGUGCACAAAUGGCCUGAAUAUCCAGGUGCAUCCUUGACUUACAAUAACCUUGUCGGUGUUGUGUGAUUUGUAUUACAAUAACCUUGCCUGUGUUGUGUGGUUUGUAUUACAAUAACCUUGCCUGUGUUGUGCGGUUUGUAUUACAAUAACCUUGUCUGUGUUGUGUGAUUUUCCUAUGUCUUGUUUGUAAUAAUAAAUUAUUUUCUAUCACCGUU